GAGCUGAAGAGUUUUGGUUCAUUGGCAUUUUGAGUUAGAGUUAGCGCUGAACCAUCAGGAUGCUGGGAGCCAGAGAUCUACUCUUCAUCACCAUCAGUCAAAAUGUCUCUUUUAUGGGAAAGACCUGGUGGAUGCUGAUGCUGGUUUUACGUCUUCCAGCCGUCCUUCUGGCCGGUUUCACGCUCUUCAGUGACGAACAGGAGACAUUUGUCUGCAACACCAUCCAGCCGGGCUGCUCCAACGUGUGUUUCGAUGCGUUUGCUCCGGUGUGCAUCUUCCGUCUGUGGCUCUUCCACCUCAUGUUCCUCUGUCUUCCCCAUGUGUUGUUUGCAACCUACGUCAUGCAUAAAGUUUGGUCAAACCCCCAUUUUGGAGGUUUCUACUGCAACAGGAAGAGGGGAGGUUCACCUUUUACUCUCGAGAACUCCUCGAGAGAAGUUUCCUUGCACAAAGCUCCACUUCACGGCCUGCCACAUGAAGUUGGAGCGCCGCGUUUCUACUGCACCUACUUCCUGGUUGUUAUUCUACGGAUCCUUCUAGAAAUGGUUUUCGGUGCAGGCCAGUUUCUUCUCUUCGGUCUGUCUGUUCCUAAGAGGUUCCUCUGUUAUGAGACUCCCUGCAACUCUGGGGUUGAGUGCUACAUCUCCAAACCUACGGAGAAGACUUUAAUGCUGAACUUCAUGCUGGGUGUUGCCUCCUUGUCCAUUCUGCUAAGUUUGGUUGAUCUGAUGAGCUCCACGAAGGCCAUGGUGAGAUGGAGAAGGCACAGGGAGAUGAUGAUGGACGAGAUGAGUAAAGGAGAGCAAAGCAGUGUGUUCACAACAACAUCUACAACUGAAGACAGCGAUGUUGUUAUAACCAGGAAAACCAGUCGCUGUGAAAGCUCAAAGAACGGUUUUAAAGAUGAAAGACAUGCGGUGCCAAAUGGCGAACGGGAUGGAACCGCUAAUGACAAGAGUCCAGAGAACAAAGAGGGUGAGAUUGAGACGAGCCCUCCAACUCACUUUGUCCUCCACAGCCAACUGAGACCUCCACAGUCCCCUCGUCCUGAGAGAGGACCACCAACAAACUCCAGGAUGCUAACACCUGUGGCCGUCAGAAAGCAGGUCACUCCAGUUAAGGAAAACUCCGGACAACAGUCUGAUAGCAGCGACAAUCAGGACAAGAGGGCAUGGGUGUAAAUGACUGGGUGGCCUUUUAUUAAUGUCAUUGGAAAGAAUGCUGCGUCUACAGAUGUCUUUGAUUCAACCAUUUUAAGCAUGAAUGUUUUAGAAGGAGUUGUUUGGUGUCAUGGUGUUGGUAAUAGUGACAAACCUACGGAGAAAAAGCCACCAUUGUUCAAAAAAAGUCAGCUUCAUUAAACCCACUCUAAGCCUAACUCCAAAUGGCAGACAAACAACAUCUAUUAAGUAGGGUGAAAGGUAAGCUCGCAAGAUUUUAAAAAGGGCACGUUAGCAAGGUAAAGGCGUGUGGCGCAGUGGCUGUGCGUUGGUGUUCGGAUCAGGGGAGCACAGGUUCAAACCCCACUGCAGUCAGCAUGUCGUUGUGUCCCUGGGACCCUUCACCCCAAAUUGCUCCUGUGGGGAUUGUCCACAGUUUUGAGUUUGUAAGUCGCUUUGGAUAAAAGCGUCUAACUAGUGAUGUGUCAUGUAAAGAGGAGUUGGUGGAAAUCAAACCUAAAAGCUGACCACAAAAUGAACUUCAUCUGGCAGCUAAAAAAUGUUGGCUCGUUGUUUUGGUUUGAAAAACGUCUAGACUCUUUACGUUUUUUUUAAUGUAAGCUCUCAUAAACCCACUGUAUGAAACCACUCCAGUACCAAAUUGCAUAACUACCAACAUCUAGCAAGCUACAUAUACGUCACCAGUAAGAAUGGCAAUGGUUUGCUAUUUGCCACACAUCUAAAGUGAUUACAAUUCAAAUGAAUAUUAAGAGUGAAGUCAAACUAUUUUCUUUAGUCUUCUCCAAAGCACCCAGAGGCCAAAAACUCACUUAGUGCAGAUUUCAUUUAAUUGAAUUUUACAACGUUCAUCUUAAUCUGAGUUUAGAUUCAAUGUCUUAAAGGUUAUUAAAGUAACUCAACAUGCAAGUGACAAUGUUUAACAUUUCAAAAAUAGAAAAACACAGUGUUGACACAUUACACAGGUAGACAACGGAUACACAAUCCACCACUCUCGUCUCGAUCUUCAAUGUUUUGGAGGUAUUUUAGAAGACAACAUUGAUGUGUCGUUUUUCUUGAUGCACUGG
Gymnodraco acuticeps is the source of this 2245-nucleotide messenger RNA. Its product is annotated as gap junction delta-4 protein-like. Gene Ontology annotation, biological process: cell communication. Gene Ontology annotation, cellular component: connexin complex. The record is from RefSeq and is a predicted model, not a curated record. The transcript has 2 exons. Lineage: Eukaryota; Metazoa; Chordata; Actinopteri; Perciformes; Bathydraconidae. Bases 60 to 1181 code for a protein of 373 amino acids.